This is a messenger RNA of Seriola aureovittata, 7371 nucleotides long. RefSeq names its product mediator complex subunit 30 (gene med30). The record is from RefSeq and is a predicted model, not a curated record. The coding region runs from base 201 to 743 and encodes 180 amino acids. Gene Ontology annotation, biological process: positive regulation of DNA-templated transcription. NCBI's taxonomy places the organism in Eukaryota, Metazoa, Chordata, Actinopteri, Carangiformes, Carangidae. Gene Ontology annotation, molecular function: transcription coregulator activity. The transcript has 5 exons. Gene Ontology annotation, cellular component: mediator complex.
CGAGUCGCGGAGCACAAGAACAACUCUCGCGAUAUUUGCAGCUGAGAUCCAGGGAGCAGAGCAGGGGACUUGACAUGUCAACAAAACAGAUAAAUUAUCACCACACAGGCAUGUAAGGGUGUGCUGGUGUGGAAUAGCCUGAAAGGUAACUUCACCUGGACCUCGACCUUCUCCUCCCAUCAUCUUCACCUUCAGUCUCCAUGACAACCCCUCCGCUAGUGUCGCCUUUUGGCGGGCAGCCACCGCCGCAGCAACAACAGCAGCAGGCCCAGGCAGCGCGUGAUGUCAACACUGCCUCGCUGUGUCGCAUAGGCCAGGAGACGGUCCAAGACAUUGUCCUCAGGACCAUGGAGAUCUUCCAGCUCCUCAGGAACAUGCAGCUGCCUAAUGGAGUCACUUACCACCCCAACACCCACCAGGACAGGCUGGGGAAACUCCAGGAGCAUCUACGCAUGCUCUCGGUGCUUUUCCGCAAGCUGCGCCUCGUCUACGACAAAUGCAAUGAAAACUGUGCCGGGCUGGACCCCAUACCCCCAGAGCAACUGAUACCCUUUGUGGAAGAUGACAGCUCCAAACACGAGGACCGCUCAGCCGGCCAGAGCCGCCCUGCCACCGAGGAGAGGAGAGAAAUUCUGGAGGUCAACAAGAAGCUGAAGCAGAAGAAUCAGCAGCUGAAGCAAAUCAUGGACCAACUCCGCAACCUCAUCUGGGAGAUCAACUCCAUGCUGGCUGUCAGAAGCUGAGCCACAAACACACACGCACUUACACACACAAACUCGCACACACACCCUCAAUCAUGUAAAACACACACACACACACACACACACACAGAUGCACACAUUGACUAUAAAUAACGGUCAGGAUAACUGGACGUUUGACAGGGUAGCACAGACUGGCUGAGGCUGCACUUUACAGAAGAAAUGGGGACUUUGGCAAUAUCAGCCCUUUUUGCUGAAGAAAAAGACAUGAAACAAUAGAAGGAAAACAAGAGGAGACAAAUGAAGGCUGAGGGUGACAUCAACAUGGGCGAUGGCAGAAAAUAUUCUGUCUACCUCGAUAUUCUACACUUCAAUCAACAUUAUGACUGAAUCGAUCUGAAGAGCUGAUAUACUAUGUUUUAUCUAUUUGUAGGUACUAGCUCAAUGGAGAUGCAUUGCUAUAUUAUAUUUAAUCCUCAUAUUCUGUAUAUCUGUUACGGUUCAUAAUAUUAGAAUUGUCUGAAGUCCUAAAUUAAAAAAAAAAAAAAAAAAAGUUUUUUAUCACCUCCAAGAACUUUAAUAAGAAAGACAGACACUGUGGCAAAUUCAUGAAUCUUAUUCUUACUAUAUAGAUCUGAUUUUUUUAUUUGAUGUAAACUUAUUAAUAUUUCGCUCUGAUUGGAUUUGACAUGUUAUAAUAAUGUGUUAAAGAUUCUGCUGAUCUAUAAAUUUUGCUGUGAUUUUUUUAAAAGCCAUUGCUGUGUUUUGCGUUUUUUCGAUAUCAGUGCGUUGAGUAUUUGGUAAAACAGCUAACCCGGCACUAAACACACUCCUACCUCUGAGAGUUAUUUACCUUUUUAAAGUAAAAUAUAAAAGCUGGUAUUCAAAUAAUAGCAAGGGAAGCAGCCAGCACCAACAAAUAAAGGCUGUGUAAAGAAAUGUUUAGGGAGUAGGAAUUAUCUGUAGCCUACAAUAACAGCUCAGAUAGUAAAUUUAGUGUAGUGUACAUUUCCACAGCACAAAUUCCAAUAUUGCAACAACAGACUUAUGUCAUACCCACCACAGAAAUACAACUAUAAAAGGAGGACUGCAAGUGGAAGAGUGUUGAGUUUCAUUCAUAGUAGCUUCACAUCAUCCUAGGAACGUGGUGGAAAGGGAGCCAGAGUUAGUGCGGGAGAUGGAGCGGUACCUACUAGAUAUAAUUGGGCUCACCUUCUCGCAUAGCACUGUCUCGGGAACCAAACUCCUGGGAGAAGGAGUUGCCCAGGGUGUUUGUUGCCGGGUGGCUGCGAGGCUACCCACGAGGCUGAGGAAGAGCGCCGCUCUGUUCAGGUUGGAGGCAGAUUGGUUCAGUGUCAGUAAUAAUGUGGUCGUUGUACCGGACCGCUGUGGUGAAGAGGGAGUUAAGCCGGAAGGCAAAGCUGUCUAUUUAGCAGUUGAUUUAUGUUUCAACCCUCACCUAUAGUCAUGAACUCUGGAUGGUGACCAAAAGAAUGAGAUUGAAAUGAGCUUCCUCUGUAAGGUGGCUGGGCUCACCGUUACAGAAAGGGUAGGGAGCUUAGGCAUCUGUUGGGAGCUCGGAGUAGAGGUUUGGGCGUCCGAUCAGGAUUCCUCUUAGCUGCUUUUUAUUGGAUGUAUUCUUGCAACUGGUAAGAGCCCCCCUGGUAGACCCAGAACACGCUGGAAAGACUACAUAUCUCAUCUGGCCUGGGAAUGCCUCGGGUUUCCCCAGGAGGAGCUGGAUAACGUUGCUGGGGAGAGAGAUGUCUGGACUACCUUGCUUAGCUGGAUAGGGGGCAGAAAACUGAUGGCUUGAUGGAUGGAUUUCUUUGAGCAAGAAAGAGGGGUUGCUCCUGAGAGAGUGUGACAUUCCUCUUUUAUGACACUUGCAGCCACAAAGUGGACUUUAUGAUACAGUUUAUAAUUUUAUAUACAGUGGGGCCUAUAAGACCACUUUCCCAUUCACUUGAAUGGGAAAUACCAUAGACAACUGAGUUAUCUGUACUGUAUAUGCAAAAACAAGCCAAAAUGAAUUAAUAGCUUAACUUUUAUGAUGGUGUUUAUGAAUAAGCCAUUUGCAGUGGGCUGUAAGCAAACACUGGCAUGAGUGUGUGUAUGUAUGUACUGCACAAUAUCAAAUAGUAAAUAAUUGGAUUCAGCUGUACGACACAUCCUGCUCCAGUUUUUACACGGCCUAUAUUGCCACCACAUCUCGAAUCUGUUGUAAACAAGGCUGUGGGCACAUUUCCACUGAAAACAUGGACUUUAUUUUCUCUUCCGUUUGCCAGUUUAACUUACAACUACACCCUCUGUUAACUGGCGUGUCCCUAUAGGUGGGGAAAUUACUUAUUUGUGUUCUGGCUCCAGCCCGACUGGAUUUUUGAGGCUGACUCGUAUAUUGAUAUUUGAGACAGACCUGGUAAUGUUAUAUAUUUGCCUAUUUCUUUAUUUUUUUAAAACAUAAAUGCAUGACAUGAACAAACAAUCUUGAUACAGAUUCAUUAGAUUUGUGUUUUUUUUUAUAGACAGAACUUGUCAGAGCUCUCUGGUGAACAAAUACCAAUGGUGACACUAUUUCUAAAUGACCUCAGACCUACUUUGGCAUUUCUGUGCUAUAAUUUCUUGUGGUUGACAUCUUCACAGAUAUCAAUAUAUCUGCCAAAAGCUGAUAUCAUCUGACACAGUAACAGUAUAAACAUACCGUCGUUUAGCCGUAGGUAAUUUUAGAUGAAUGAUUAAAUAAAUAAACACCUGAUAUGCAUGAGCGCAGCUUGCUUAUCCAUAACUUCACGCUGAGUGGUUUGAAAGUAAAUAAACCUGACAGUUAUCUGAGGAGUUGUAUGAGUGAUCAAAGUUAGAUUUAUUACCGCAGACCUGGUUGCGACACAUGAUCCAAAUCAUCGCUGUUUCAAAGCUGCAGUUUCCCUCCUGGCGAUGUGAGGUUGCAAAGAUUAUGGUUGGUGAGAGCAUCCACAUUCUUUUGCAUCCUUCACAAGGUCGGUCAGAAGAUUUAAUUUUUUUUGCCAAAAUUUGAUUUUUUUUUAACAAGCUCAUAGUCAUCAGUGAAAGUUUCUGCCUGAACACCAUCUCUUGGCAACUUCUAACAUGUUAGGACACCUCAGGAGCUUUCCUAAUUAGCAGAAAUAGAAGUUGUUCUUUAAGUUAGGAAGAUUGAUGAAAUGCCUGUACUCCAGAUUUACUUUUUGGCCUCUUAGGACUGAUUUCCUACUUUGAUAUACUUGAUAAAUACAGCCCUUUUUUUUUUUUUUUUUUAAAUAAGAAGCCAGCCAAGUCAAGUGGGUGGAGAUUUUGGUCUCUAUUUGUGUUUUAACUUAAAAAAAAAAAAAAAAAGGAGCUAAAAUGUGAGUACAUGUGUGCACACACACGCAGGCAUAAGGCACCACUGUUAGGUCACAGAUAUGCAUGAGAAUAUCAGUGUCUGAUAUGGGUGUGUUUAAUAAUUCAGAGCAAAGCUGGGGUCAUAUCUAAGAUGUGUUAUGAGGCCAUUGUCCUCAGGGAGACACAAAAGGACAGAUGCAGUGUUGGAGCAAUGAGGAGGCUUUCAGCAGAGAAGAAAAAAAAAAUCAAUGCUCUGAGUAGUGACUAAUAAACCCCUCCUCAGUGGUCUAAUACAGGGGUGGUUAUUAUAUCUCCGAGGGCAAUGCAGCAUUGCGGGACUAUUAUUACUGUACAAAUGGAGUGUGUUCUCAUUCAGCUGAGGCUGAGGUCAGGGCCUGAGUACUUGUCCAUGCACACACCGUCGCAAAUGAUGAAGCGAAUACAAAUGUUCAGGGUUACGCUCUGAUGUUGACAGUGUGAGCACAAAAGCAAGCACGAAAAUACAAACCAUCAGUCUCCUCUGUGUCAGCGCAGCCUCUUAUCACGCCGUCAGUGUGUUUGUUCAUGGGCAGAAAAAAUAAGAAUCCUCAGACGGUUACAGAUAAUAUCCUGUAAUGUCCUUACUAAUGUGUAUGUAAAGGGUUUAAAUCAACUUUUUGAUGUACUCAUUCUCCGUCACUGUCUUGUAGACUUUCACAGGUGAAGAGACUGAUAGUGAAGCUGUUAAGCCGAGUACAAACUAAAGCAUGUUUUCCCCUAUUUGCUUGUUCCAGACAAAUUUUUUAAAAGAUUUGAGACAAAGCCCUUAACUCAGCAUGGAAUCUGUGCUUCUGCUCAUAAUGUGUAGUUUUAAUGGUAUCGCAAUAUAGUUUCAGUAUCAGUACCAAAACAAUACUUAUAUCAACAGUUUACUCUGAGAAAUGUAAAUUAUGUUUUGCUACAAACUUCUUUUUAAUAUAACAAAGAAGCCACAGUUACCAAAUAAUGAAUGUUGUUUAAAUAUAGAGAAAAGAAAGAAAGGUCUCUAUUUGUGUUUUAACUUAAAAAUAUUCUAAAAUCGGCAAAAUUUAUUAGAUCAGAGAUCAUUUACUUACAUUGAUCAGAUCAAUUACAAGAUCGUAAUUGAGAUCAGUUCUCAGAUCAAUAGUCACAGAUCUAUUGGUCUGUUUAUGUAUUUAGUUUUUUGUAUCCCCAUUAGCUGUCCUCUAUGCACUAGUUAUCUUUUUAGGGUCCAUGUGGUGCAGCAUUUAUGUCAGCCAAUAAGAAAUUGCUCUAUAACAAUGCUAACGAUACAUCUGUGUUAAUUUAGCAACAUCUGUACAUGUCCACCAGAAAGCCCUAACAAGCUUGUUUUUCCAAGUGUAAAAUGUUACCUUUGGUACAACUCUUUAAUCAUCAUGAAUAUCUGUUGAUUAUUGAACUCUCAAAUAAUGAUAGGUAUUUGUCUCAAUAAUCCAGGAUUGGUUGUGCUCUGAAUACAGUGUAAUUAAGCAAUUAUGAAUCUGACCGGACAUUCAAUGACAGUUUUCAGUUCUUGAUGGUAUUUGAUUGUGGUUGGUAUAAAAAAAAAAAUGUAUUGAGGACCGAUACUCAGCUCCAGCUUGGAAACUCGUUCAGCAUGAUUUAUACCAGAAAACAAAAAUAACUGUUGUAUUUGAGUCAAACCAUGUAAACACAGCCUGUUAAAAAAAUAACACAAAGAGAUGCAUUUAUCAUCAAAUAUGAGUUUAUUUUUUUUUUAUAAAUCAUUCUUACAAAAUUGGCAUUUAUCUAUUUCAUUUGUGACCUCUAUAAAAGUCUUCUGUUAAUUACAAGGUAGGAGGGAGGAGAAGGCAUCAGGACAGCUGGGCUUGACCGAGUCCUUACAGAUCAACAGAUAUUACUGCUACCGAUUGGUAGCGUGAUACAGCCAAUCGCUGAUAAAUAAUCCCAAACAGGAAGUGGUCAUGCGUGGUCGCCUUGGCAACAGUGUCCAAACACAAAGAUGAAAACGGGGUGUUUGUAGUAAGAGAAUGGAAUGCUGUGUCUCAUCCAGUGUAUGAAGGCAGGGCUGUUCGGGGGGGUGGGUGGGUGGGGGGUGCUAUUGUUGCCCGUCUACUGGAAAUAGUGUGGGACAGACCGUGCUUGGCAUGUCAAGAACUCAAAUGUUGAUAAAAGGCACAAAUCAAGAACAGACUAGUUUCCAGAACACAUGCCGCCGUCGCUAUAAACACCAACUGCCUGGCACAUUUUGGGUAAACCUUCUUCCAUCUGUGUUGAAGCGCACAAUGAUAACUUGCAUAAUGUUCCUCCAGAUCAAAUGACAGGCGUUUUUUUUUUUUUUUUAAGUGGAUGCAGAGGUUUUCCUUGUGGCCUAACUCGCAUCCAUCACACUCUGAUGACACACUGUACGGCACGCCAACUGAAAGAUGGGACAGAGUCUGCUGCCAAGUUUAUCUGACCUGAAACGCAGGCUGUGAAAGAGGCAAUUUAAACAACUGUGUCAGAGCCCCAGACCCAUUAUUGUAAUGCAUUGGGGGAAGAUGUUAGAGCAGGAUCUGAAAAUGUUUCCAUCUGGUACAGGGGACCCAGCUGCUUAUUAUUUUCCAUGUUUCAGUUGGCGUAGUCUUUAUUGGGACUUUGCAAUUUGACUCCCAUGGAGAGCCAAGAUGGUGCGGCCCAAUCCAAUUCUAUAUCACUGGUGUAUGCAAUCUUUUCAGGAGUUGAAGCUCUGCUACGACGACUCUGAAAAUGUUCCCCCUUUCUCUCUCUCUCUCGGGCAACUUCUGUACGAGAAAGUGAUCGAGUGUGAUAGAUGUUUCCCUGGAAAACCAAUGCAAAGUGAAACAUAAUAUGAGCUUUAUAUCGGCAUCUGUGGAUUAAUGUGCACAGUGUGUCGAAAAUAAAAUGAAUAAAUACCAUUAACUCCCCUCAGCGAUGCAGAAUCAGUCUCAUGUAUUCGCCACGUCAUCUCAAAUCGUACACAGUCUUUUUUUUUUUUUCCCAAAAAAAUAAAUAUAUGUCUAUGUACAAUGCUGACAGUUGCAGGGAUUUGAAAUGGGUGGUGUUUUUUUUUCUUUUUUCUUUUUUUUUUUUUGCAAAGCUGGGGGACGUGGUUCUCAUGAGAUAAUCAACAACAGUGAUUCAAAAAAAAUCUAACAUAAAAGACUUGAUAUGGAUUCAAACAAUAUGGUUCUGUGAAGAUGAAAUAGGGACCAGAUGCAGACCAAGUGAGGAGUAUGUUUUUCCCAUAAUCACAUACUGUAGAUGAUCGAACACUUUGUUGUGACUCACAUUAAAUGGAUCAUAAAUCUCUCCUGGCAAAAGUAAAAAAAAUAAAAAAAUAAAAAAAAAA